Messenger RNA from Cloeon dipterum, 408 nucleotides. It is a transcript of the gene RpS21, whose product is annotated as ribosomal protein S21. Lineage: Eukaryota; Metazoa; Arthropoda; Insecta; Ephemeroptera; Baetidae. The record is from RefSeq and is a predicted model, not a curated record. Gene Ontology annotation, biological process: endonucleolytic cleavage to generate mature 3'-end of SSU-rRNA from (SSU-rRNA, 5.8S rRNA, LSU-rRNA); translation; endonucleolytic cleavage in ITS1 to separate SSU-rRNA from 5.8S rRNA and LSU-rRNA from tricistronic rRNA transcript (SSU-rRNA, 5.8S rRNA, LSU-rRNA). The transcript has 5 exons. Gene Ontology annotation, molecular function: structural constituent of ribosome. The coding region runs from base 133 to 381 and encodes 82 amino acids. Gene Ontology annotation, cellular component: cytosolic small ribosomal subunit; ribosome.
UUCUCCUUGAAACCUCUAAAGUUGGCAAUGGUUAUGUUGGCUAGCCUGAUCCUGCCUCUCCAAGCCUCUACCACUUUAUAACAAACGCCAUAUUGACUUUUGCCUGUCUACGUUUACAGUCAAAUUUAAACAAUGGAAAACGACGCAGGAGAAUUCGUGGACUUGUAUUGCCCGCGCAAAUGCUCUGCUAGCAAUCGCAUUAUUAGCGCGAAGGACCACGCGUCCAUCCAAAUCACUAUUUGCGAUGUGGAUGCCAAUGGAAGGAUGGCUUCCACCAACAAACAGUACGCCAUCUGCGGCGCCAUCAGGAGAAUGGGAGAGUCCGAUGACUGCAUUGGUAGGCUAGCCAAGAAGGACGGAAUUUUGCCCAAGAACUUCUAAAUCCAAUAAAAAAAUAUAAAAUCCAAA